Molecule: messenger RNA, 1276 nt
Organism: Numida meleagris (helmeted guineafowl)
Lineage: Eukaryota; Metazoa; Chordata; Aves; Galliformes; Numididae
Exons: 3
Source: RefSeq, a predicted model, not a curated record
CACAGUGGUGUUGUGCACGGUGGACGCUGCAGCGAUGCUGCAUUGCACAUUGCUGCUGUGUUUGGUGGGUGCUGCGUUGGUGCUGCAUUGCACCGUGAUGCUGUGCAUGGUGCGUGCUGCAGCAGUGCUGCAUAUUGGCACGGUGGUAGAAUGCAUGCUGGGCGCAGCAACGGUGCUGCAUUGCACAGUGGUGUUGUGCACGCUGGGUGCUGCAGCAGUGCUGCAUUUCAUGGUGGCAGUUUGCAUGCUGGGUGCUGCAGCGGUGCUGCAUUGCACAUUGCUGCUGUGCGUGGUGGGUGCUGCAGCAGUGCUGCGUCUUGGCACGGUGGUGCNUUGCAUGCUGGGCGCUGCAGUGGUGCUGCAUUGUAUGGUGAUGGUCUGUAUGCUGGGUGCAGCAGCGAUGCUCCAUUGCACAGUGGUGUUGUGCAUGGUGGGUGCUGCAGCGGUGCUGCAUUGCACGUUGCUGCUGUGCAUGGUGGGUGCUGCGUUGGUGCUGCAUUGCACAGUGGUGUUGUGCAUGCUCGGUGCAGCAGCGAUGCUGCAUUGCACAGUGGUGUUGUGCAUACUGGGUGCUGCAGCGGUGCUGCAUUGCACAGUGGCAGUUUGCAUUCUGGGCGCUGCAGUGGUGCUGCAUUGCACAGUGGUGGUGUGCAUGGUGGGUGCUGCAGCGGUGCUGCAUUGCACAUUGCUGCUGUGUGUUGUGGGUGCUGCGUUGGUGCUGCAUUGCACAGCGGUGUUGUGCAUACUGGGUGCAGCAGCGGUGCUGCAUUGCAUGGUAGCAGUUUGCAUUCUGGGCGCUGCAGUGGUGCUGCAUUGCACAGUGGUGUUGUGCAUGGUGAGUGCUGCAGCGGUGCUGCAUUUCAUGGUGGCAGUUUGCAUUCUGGGCGCUGCAGUGGUGCUGCAUUGCACAUUGCUGCUGUGCAUGGUGGGUGCUGCGUUGGUGGUGCAUUGCACAGUGGCGUUGUGCAUGCCGGGUGCUGCAUUGGUGCUGCAUUGCACAGUGGUGUUCUGCAUGCUGGGUGCUGCAGCGAUGCUGCAUUGCACGGUGGCAAUUUGCAUUCUGGGCGCUGCAGUGGUGCUGCAUUGCACAUUGCUGCUGUGCACGGUGGGUGCUGCGUUGGUGCUGCAUUGCACAGUGGUGCUGUGCAUGCUCGGUGCAGCAGCGGUGCUGCAUUGCACAGCGGUGUUGUGCAUGCAAGGCGCUGCAGCAGUGGUGCUGCAUUGCACGGGGGUGGCCUGCAUGCUGCACCCCACGGUGGCGUUGCACGUUUGCACG